AUGGAACAAGUUUCAAAAUCAUUUCGCUAUAUCAUCCGUGGUCGACAUAGUCCAUAUCGAUUCUUAUAUUAUAAUCUAUUAGCAAUGUAUUGUCCACAAGAUGAUAUGAAUGUAUUAGAAAAUAAUGAGCAAGAACAUCCAAAUCAUGCACCCGUUCUACCAAAAAUAACGAAAGCUUAUGCUAAAAAGGAAGCGAGGGAAUUUAAAGUUUCAGAUUGGAAAUUUGUGGAAUCCUACAAAUAUUACGUAACUCAAGUAUGUACAAUCUGUGGUGAUUCCGGUGAUCCAAUUCCAAUAUGGGAAGUUCGUUUAUGUCGAUUUUGCAUUGUCAGGCAAUUAGUCAAUAAGAGUGCAUUAUAUGCGUACACUUUAACCGCUAAGGAAAUCGAAGUGCUCAAGUCAUGGAAGACUUAUGUAUAUGAUUUAGGCAUGCAUUGUACUUUCUAUCUACGUACUCACCUUGAUCAUCUUCGACGUCAAAAAUAUUCUGAUCCUCAAAUCGCUUUGGAUGCUGAUGUUGAAAAACGUCAAUCCGAAAGGUUUGAAAAAGAAAAUCUUAAACGUAAGAGAAAGCAAAGGGAACAAGAGGAUUCUUAUAUAGAACGAACGGCCGCCGUACUUCAAUGUUUUAAAGAUCUUCGACUAAAAGCUGAUUUGGCUGUCAUGGAAGAAUGGUGUUUGGCUCGUAAACGUCUUCUAAAAAGUAAAACUCUUCGUAAAACUUUAGAUGAGAUCAUGCAAGAAUUACGUCAAGUAGUCGUUCCACGAGUUGAAAGAUUAAUGGAUUUAAAUCAUAGAUUAUUGGGUGAUAAUAUACCAAUUGAAAAACUGCGGAUGGAUUUGGAUUUAAAAACUCGAAGAAUGCAUGAUGAUUAUGUAUUAGGUGAAAUUCUAAGUUAUUUCACUCGAGAAAAAAAAUUCGAAUCAUCUAUCAACAUUACAUUCUUUUCUUCGGUGACACCAGAAGAUUUCUUAUGUUAUUCAUUGGAUGUGAAAAGAUUUGUACAAGAUGCUCGUGAGUGGUGGGCUCGUCGAGGUAAAAAACCACCACCAGACAAAUGUGGAGAAUUAUAUUUGGCCCGAGUUCGUAAACGACAAGCUUGGCUUAGGAAUGAUAUGUCAUUAGUGCAAACUCAAGAAAAUUGGAGGAGAGAAUUAUUGGAACGUAAAUUACGAGAAAAGGUUGAUUGGUAUUUUACGGAUUUACCAAGGUGCAUAACUGAUCUUAGAAAUUUAUAUGAACGUAAUUUACAACGACGGAUGAGAAAUAGAGAACAUUUCUGGAUGAAGGGUAUGUCAUCACAAACUGAAAUGGAGGAACCACCAGAAAGAUUGAAACAAAUGUAUAGUGAUUAUGAAGAUUUCAUAAAGAAUUGUAAUGGAUUUUGUUCAACUGAAGAUGGUUACUGCGGUUGUUUAGAAUAUGCUGCGAAAGACAUAAUCAGAGCAAAUACAGUAUUGAGACGUAAAGAAUGGAUGGAUUCACAAUUACGAAAAUUCAGAGAUAUUGGUUAUCGUGCUGCAGUUAUGUACAUUUGUCGAGCUGAAAGAUUUAUGCAACGAUUACUUAACGAGGUUCCAACAUUUUCGGCUGAAUUAAUUACUGCCGAUGCACGAGAUUGGUAUAAACGUUGUCUUGGGAUUGUAUCAGAUUUUUAUGAUCCACCACGUCGACCUUGUUCAUGGACAGCUUUUACUUCACAUUGUUAUUAUUAUGAAGUUCAUACCAACGCAAUGGAUCGACCUGAUGUUAAUUUUACCAUUCAAAAAAUUAGAGAAUGUGAAAAGAUUCGAUUAAGUCGAUUAACACAAGCUGAUAAUGCGGCAAAAAAAUCACAAUUAACACCAAGUUUCUGGAACAAAGCGAUGAUCAAAAGACCUAUUGAUGGUGUAUCAUUUGCUACUAGAGUUAGAUGGAUAAAUUCAAAUGGAUGGUUUUCAUUAAAUCAAUUAGCUCAAUCUUGGGUUUAUGAUGAAGAUCAAGCUCCAUUAAGUGCGUUAGAACCUUUUAUUAAAGAAAAAGUUAAACAAAUGGAAAGAGAUAAACGUAAAGAAGAUAUUUCAUCAAGAAUUAAGGAACAUCCAAUAUAUCAGGAAAUUUUCAAGGAAAUUGAUGAAGAUGCCGAAUUCUUCUUACGUGCUACAUAUGAAAUUAAUACCAUCUAUAAGGUCUCUAAUCUUUAUAAAGCUCAUGUUGAAGAUGUUGAACCAGGAAUUGAUCCCGACAAAGUUGUACGACAAGUUAUCGAUCUUAUUAGAGAUGUGAAAAUGGGAGUCAUUAGCAAAACGUUAUGCACUGGUGAAAAAGGUUUUGGUUUCAGAGGUUCGAAAUUUCAUCGAAUCAUUCCUCAAUUCAUGCUUCAAGGAGGGGAUUUCACCAAAGGUGACGGAACUGGUGGUAAAUCAAUUUAUGGGGAAAAAUUUAAAGAUGAAAAUUUCCAAUUGAAGCAUACUGGACCUGCAAACACUAAUGGAUCGCAAUUCUUUAUUUGUACAGUCAAGACUGCUUGGUUGGAUGGUAAACAUGUAGUUUUCGGUCAUGUCGUUGAUGGCAUGGAUGCUGUGUAUGAGAUUGAAAAAUACGGUUCUUCCUCUGGUACUCCCAGUAAACCAAUUUCAAUUAUUGACUGUGGUGAAGAGUGA
Messenger RNA from Diversispora eburnea, 2643 nucleotides. NCBI's taxonomy places the organism in Eukaryota, Fungi, Glomeromycota, Glomeromycetes, Diversisporales, Diversisporaceae. The record is from the annotation of a GenBank genome assembly.